AACACAACUCUAUACCAAUUUCAAGGCAUACCAUACGCUGAGCCACCCAUCGGUGCGCUCAGGUUUGCUAAACCCAAACCCAUUCAAGAGCCACGGGAUGAUAUAUUAGACGCCACAAAACCGGGAAACUCUUGCCUACAAAAAGAAUUGCCAAAUGCCCCGGAAGUACAAAAUCAAAGUGAAGACAGUCUUGUGCUGAACAUAUGGACACCAACUCUACCCACAGAUAACACAACCAAUCAGUCACUCAAACCGGUUAUGUUUUGGAUAUACGGCGGAGGUCUUAGCGUUGGAACCAUUAAUAUGUUUAACGGCGGACCACUGGCCGCACACGACGUGGUAUUUGUUGCCCCGAACUAUAGGUUGGGUUACUUUGGUUUCCUAUACGGGGAUCGGGAGGACGCGCCCGGAAAUGUGGGCUUUUAUGACCAGUUAUUGGCACUUAAAUGGGUUAGAGAAAACAUCCAUCAGUUUGGCGGAGAUAGGGAUCAGAUCACCAUUUUUGGUAUGAGUGCCGGCAGUUUAUCCGUAUCGGCGCACAUACUCUCCCCGCUAUCCAAAGGCCUAUUCAAGAGGGCUAUAAUGCAAGGCGGGGCUCAUAUGUACAACAAGGACAGGGAUCUGCUCAGUAAAGCUGAAGCCAUAGCCAGUGGCAAACGUUUAGCCAAAGAGUUGGGUUGCAGUGAAGACAUGGAUUGGAUUCAGUUUUUAAGGACAGUUGACGCCAAGGAUUUAGUUGAAAAAACCAGAUCCUUGUCAUACCCUGUGUUGGACACCGAGUUUUUACCACUUUCUGCUCGCAAAGCAUUUCAGGAAAAACAAUUUAAUUCCGACAUAGAUUUAAUGGCAGGCAUAUCAAGCAAUGAGGGCUCAAUUUUGUCCGAAGUAUAUGUAAUGCCAAAUAAAAAGGUUUUUACAUUGAAUGAUUUCGAGGCUGGGGUUAAGGCAUCGGACAAUUUAUAUCACAACAUAGAUGUCCAGAAAGUAAUAGACUAUUACGUGAAAGGUGUGGACACGAGUAGUACACCGGCUCUGAAGCGAGCGUUUUAUGAAUUUGUCGGCGAUUUAUGGAUAAAAUACCCGACAUAUGAGUUCGCCCGACAAAUGGCCACAACUGUUGGCAAUCGGCAUAACAUAUACUUCUAUGAACUCUCAUAUCAAAGUCCAUUCUAUGCGAAGAUUCUUGAGUGCAAUGACGAGGAUAUGGCUGUCGGACACGGAAUGGAAAUGCCAUUUGUCUUCGGACAACCAUUUUUAGGGCAAACUAUCAAAUAUUUUGACACAACUGAUCGAAAAUUUAGUCGCGCUGUUAUGCGGAUGUGGACUAACUUUGCCAAAUACGGCAAACCGAACGACAAAUGGCCGCAACUGUUGAGUGAUCCGAAUGUACCGAAAGUGAAGGAUUUAAACCCCGACCCAAACCGACCCCCACUUCACGACCCUAAAAUGACAACAACUGCAGACGUGAAGACCACAUCGGGAAGAGUGAGGGGUCGAGUGGUUGUGGCGCUCAACACAACUCUAUACCAAUUUCAAGGCAUACCAUACGCUGAGCCACCCAUCGGUGCGCUCAGGUUUGCUAAACCCAAACCCAUUCAACAGCCACGAGAUGAUAUAAUAGACGCCACAAAACCAGGAAAUUCCUGCUUUCAAAUAGGAUUACCAAAUUUUCCAGAAGUACUGAAUCAAAGUGAGGACUGUCUUGUAUUAAACAUAUGGACACCAACUCUACCCACAGAUAAUAUAUCCAACAAAUCACUCAAACCGGUUAUGUUUUGGAUACACGGCGGAGGAUUUAGCAUUGGGUCCAUUGAUCUAUACAACGGCGGACCACUGGCCACACACGACGUGGUAUUUGUGGCCCCGAACUAUAGGUUGGGUUACUUUGGUUUCCUAUACGGGGAUCGGGAGGACGCGCCCGGAAAUGUGGGCUUUUAUGACCAGUUGUUGGCACUCAAAUGGGUUAGAGAAAACAUUCAUUUGUUUGGCGGAGAUAGGGAUCAGAUCACCAUUUUUGGUCAAAGUUCUGGCAGUUGUUCCGUAUCGGCACACAUACUCUCCCCAUUGUCUAAGGGGUUAUUCAAGAGGGCUAUUAUGCAAAGCGGCGCUCAUAUGUAUAAUAAGGACAGGGAUUUACUCACUAAUGCUGAAGCCCUGGCAGAGGGUAAACGUAUAGCCAAAGAGUUGGGUUGCAGUGAAGAUAUGGAUUGGAUUCAGUUCUUACGGACAGUUGAGGCCAAGGAAUUAGUGAAAAAGUCAAAAGCAUUGACAUAUCCGGUGUUGGGAACAGAGUUUUUACCACUUUCUGCUCAAAAAGCCUUUCAACAAAAUCAUUUAUAUUCCGGUUUCAGUUUUAUAUUUAAUAAUCUAUUUUAUUUUAAAUUAAUAUUAAUAUAUUUAUGCAAAAACAAUUGUUUAGUCUUUACAUUAAAUGACUUUGAGACUGGGGUUAAGGCAUCGGACGAUAUCUAUCAUAGCAUUAAUAUCCAAAAAGUGAUGGAUUAUUACCUGAAAGGUGUGGACACGAGUAGUACACCGGCUCUGAAGCGAGCGUUUUAUGAAUAUUUUGGCGAUUUAGUCAUUAAAUACCCGACAUAUCUAUUCGCCCGACAAAUGGCCACAAGUGUUGGCAAUCGGCAUAACAUCUACUUCUAUGAACUCUCAUAUCAGAGUCCAUUCUAUGCUCGGAUUCUCGGCUGCGAUGACAAGGAGUCGGCGGUCGGACACGGAAUGGAUAUACCGUUUGUGUUGGGACAACCAUUUAUAGGAAAAUCUAUCAAAUAUUUUGACAAAACUGAUCGUCAGUUUAGUCGGCAAGUGAUGCGGAUGUGGACUGACUUUGCGAAAUACGGUAAUAGCAUUAAUAUCCAAAAAGUGAUGGAUUAUUACCUGAAAGGUGUGGACACGAGUAGUACACCGGCUCUGAAGCGAGCGUUUUAUGAAUAUUUUGGCGAUUUAGUCAUUAAAUACCCGACAUAUCUCUUCGCCCGACAAAUGGCCACAACUGUUGGCAAUCGGCAUAACAUAUACUUCUAUGAACUCUCAUAUCAGAGCCCAUUCUAUGCGAAGAUUCUCGGCUGCGAUGACAAGGAGUCAGCGGUCGGACACGGAAUGGAUAUACCGUUUGUGUUCGGACAACCAUUCAUAGGAAAAACUAUCAAAUAUUUUGACAAAACUGAUCGUCAGUUUAGUCGGCAAGUGAUGCGGAUGUGGACUGACUUUGCGAAAUACGGCAAACCGGACGACAAAUGGCCGCAACUGUUGAGUGAUCCGAAUGUACCGAAAGUGAAAGAUUUAAACCCCGACCCAAAGCGACCCCCACUUCACGACCCCUACGGACAACGCUAUACACACUUAUGGGAAACUUAUUUUUAUAAA
This is a messenger RNA of Medioppia subpectinata, 3378 nucleotides long. The record is from the annotation of a GenBank genome assembly. NCBI's taxonomy places the organism in Eukaryota, Metazoa, Arthropoda, Arachnida, Sarcoptiformes, Oppiidae.